ACUACUACUGCCACCCAUAUGUCCUGCAGCCAUCUCCUAUCUUAAGUACUACGCUUUAGAACGAGAGACGAGAAAGAGAGAUAGAGAUGGAAGAAGUGGUGCUAUCAAAACCGGUAAUCCUACCAGCUUUCCAGGCAGAAGAAAUCCACUGCAUUGGAAGAGCUUUUAGCUCCAGUUUGAGUGCACGAGAGAAGAAGCUAGUCUGCGUCACCAGUGGGAACUCUUACUUGGGUUCUCAUAUAGUUAAGAAGCUCUUGGCUAAUGGCUACCUUGUUCGAGUCACCAUUCAAAACCCAGUGGAUUUUGAAGACGUAAAGCAACUCAUGAAAGAUGAAGAGAUAGACCAACUAGAAAGUGUUGUAGUAGCAAAACUACAAGAUUUGGAAAGUCUUUGUGAAGCAUUUAGAGGUUGUCAUGCCAUUUUCCACACCUCAUCUUUCAUAGAUCCGCAUGGGAUUUCUGGUUAUUCAGAAAAUAAGGCAUUUCUGGAGACUGAGGUUGCAAGAAAUGUUAUUGAAGCUUGCAGUAGGGCAGCAUACGUGAAGAGGUGUAUUUUCACUUCUUCUCUUCUUGCAUCUGUCUGGAAUGAUGACAAUCUAAACAGAGCUAUAGAUGAGAGUAGUUGGAGCAACGAGGAAUUCUGCAGAGAAAACAAGCUUUGGCUUGCCUUGGGGAAGACGAAUGCAGAGAAGGCUGCUUGGAGGAAGUCAAUGGAAUUGAAAGUGAAGCUUGUAGCAAUCUGCCCUGGCCUUCUCAUGGCUCCUUCGUUCCCCUAUGCUCACAAAGACACUUCUAUACCGUACCUUAAGGGGGGCUCGGUCAUGCUACGACGAGGCAUGCUAGCAACCGGAGAUGUUAACAAGGUAGCAGAAGCACACGUCGUGGUUUAUGAAGCCAUGGAUGAUGGAGCCUUCGGGCGAUAUCUUUGCUUUGAUAAGGUAGUAGAAAGAUUGGAUGAGGGGAUUCAACUGGAAAAUGAAUUGAAGAGGCAUGGACUGCCAUCUGGAAGUUUGGUGUUAGCUGAAGAAAUAGAAGAAAUACACAGCAAACUUUGUAAUUCAAAGCUAGCCAAAUUGUUACUUGAAGGUUCUCAAGGCAAAUCUUGCAGGCAGUGACUCAGUAGUCUAUCAUUGAUGACGUGUUUUGUGAUACUAAUUCAUGAACCAUGUUGGGCUCACAACAGAUACAAUAAUCUACAGCAACUCCCAUUAAUUUAUUCCUGGAAAUGGAAAAUGAAACAGCUAGGCAGAAAAGACUGAGCACAAAUUCAAAUCAUGCCAGAGUAGAAAGUGAAACUGGUAAUGAGAAUUAAUGAAUACUUAAAAUUCAAAUUAUGAUAGUCAAGUGAUUUUCUAUUA
Manihot esculenta (cassava) is the source of this 1358-nucleotide messenger RNA. Its product is annotated as cinnamoyl-CoA reductase-like SNL6. NCBI's taxonomy places the organism in Eukaryota, Viridiplantae, Streptophyta, Magnoliopsida, Malpighiales, Euphorbiaceae. Bases 87 to 1115 code for a protein of 342 amino acids. Gene Ontology annotation, molecular function: 3-beta-hydroxy-Delta5-steroid dehydrogenase (NAD+) activity. The transcript has 5 exons. The record is from RefSeq and is a predicted model, not a curated record. Gene Ontology annotation, biological process: steroid biosynthetic process.